This is a messenger RNA of Stylophora pistillata, 934 nucleotides long. Its product is annotated as arylamine N-acetyltransferase, pineal gland isozyme NAT-3-like. Gene Ontology annotation, molecular function: arylamine N-acetyltransferase activity. Lineage: Eukaryota; Metazoa; Cnidaria; Anthozoa; Scleractinia; Pocilloporidae. The record is from RefSeq and is a predicted model, not a curated record.
AUGGCGGAUGAGUUGCAAGCUUUGACCGUAAACGAAGUAGAGGAAUAUUUAGCUCGAAUUCACUACACAGGCCCAAUAGAACCAACUUUUGACGUUCUUAAAGAACUGGAACGGUGUCAUAUGUUAUCAGUACCCUUUGAGAACUUAAGUGUGUUUGGAAAGGAGGAAAUAGUCCUCUCUAAAGAAUGGUUGUUCGACAAAAUCGUUCGAAGACAUCGUGGCGGGUACUGCUUUGAGCUGAACUUGAGUUUUUCGUUGCUUCUUGAUUAUUUUGGGUACAGCUACGACAGGAAAUCUGCUGCAGUCUAUAGCAGAAAAUCGGGGAUUAUCGCACCACCGAUUGAUCACCUGAUAAACGUGAUAAACAUUGGCGAUUCACUGUGGUUGUGUGAUGUCGGUUUUGGAGAUUCGUUUCUAACUCCUCUCCUCAUCGACUGUUCAGGAGAUCCGCAGGAACAACAGAGUGGGGCUUAUCGUAUUCGAAAAGACGGCGAUCAGUAAUUCUACGAAGAGAAAGUGAAAACUAUAGUUGACGAGUUUGGUCGCGAAGGAAAAGCAAAGGAGAAAUUUACCAGUGAAGCUGAAUGGGGAAUCAGGUAUAGGUUUGACCUGACUCCUAGGAAAAUACGAGACUUCCAUGAAAGGCUUAUUUUCCACCAAACAGACCCAAAGUCUCCGUUUACUCACGAUCGCAUAUGUACUAUGGCAAAAUCUUGGGGAAGGUUAACCCUAACAGGGAACAAACUGACAACUUCCACCUAUCUGGCAGACAACAAGGUCAAGAAAGAGACAAAGGAACUCAGCAGAGAAGAAGAAAUAGUAAAUGAACUCGAAUUAAAGUUUGGAAUUAGAAAAGAAUCUUGUUUGUAUCCUAAAGGAUCUAUGUAUCACGGAUUAGAUCUGAAGGGAAAAGUAUCUUAAGUCGAAAUCAUUU